Messenger RNA from Blepharisma stoltei, 717 nucleotides. Lineage: Eukaryota; Ciliophora; Heterotrichea; Heterotrichida; Blepharismidae. The record is from the annotation of a GenBank genome assembly.
AUGGGAUGCUGUGUUAAUAAAGGCGCAGACCAUGGCAUGAGCUUUGACAGAGGGUCAUACUUAGCUGAAGAGCUAUGUAGAGAAGAAAAAAUCAUAAUAGAAAAUGAAAAACAGCUACAGUUUACACAAAUCCAAAGCAAAGAAAUAAUAAGGUCAAUCAAGUCCGAAGGACUUGAUAACACUUUAAGUUUAGCUCAGCUGAAAAGGGCGUUUAUUGAUAUUAAUAUCCCUGAGAGUGCAUUUACAACCCCAGAUGCUCCUUUGAGGAAUCUUUUAGCAAAAGUAACAAAUGAUAAAAAAUUGUAUGAGCAGAGAAAAUUAGUUUUGGUAGGAAUUUUACUAGGAAAAGGCACACCACAAGAAAAAUGUGAGUGACUAUUCAGACAGUAUGAUGACGACGCUUCUAGUAUGAUGGACCAAAACGAAGUAAACCUGAUGCUCAAUGACUUGAUCGACGUAGCUGUAAACGUUCUCCCAAACGUUUCUAAGGGAGAUGGGAUUGGAUUUUUAACAAAAGAUGAGCUCGAUGCAUAUAGAGAUACCUUGUUAAGCGGAAAAGAAAAAUUUAUAGAGGAAAUGAUUAAAUUGAUUAUGACUGAGAGAGAAAUCAUGCACGUUGAAUUGGCAGCAAAAAUGGCUGAUACUUCAAAUAUACUGAAUAAACUUUUAUGGAGUUUUGGGAUUAGGACACUAUUGAAAAAGCAUUCAACUCAUUAG